Molecule: messenger RNA, 1395 nt
Organism: Paramecium tetraurelia
Lineage: Eukaryota; Ciliophora; Oligohymenophorea; Peniculida; Parameciidae
Exons: 2
Biological process (GO): mitotic DNA damage checkpoint signaling; protein phosphorylation
Cellular component (GO): cytoplasm; nucleus
Molecular function (GO): ATP binding; protein serine/threonine kinase activity
Source: RefSeq, a predicted model, not a curated record
AUGUUAAUAGGAAAUGAUUAAAACUUUUAGUGCAAUUAAUUACUUUAGAAGGAUUCUAUAUUCAAUGAUGGAAAAGCUUUAUGGAUAAACUAAGAUUAUGAUUCCUCAAAACCAAUUGAUUAACAGAGGUUUAAAAUUGAGUUAGAUUCAAAAAAUAAAAUAAAAUAAUUAACCCUAUAUGAAAAAUACAUAAGAUAUAGUUAACAUGUAAAAAGUACAUAGAUAAAUUAGAAAAUUAUUCUUUUUGAAAAUAGUUUCUUGGACCUUGUUCAUAAUUAAUAAAAUAAAUUAGUAGGCUUUAGAUUAGUAAAAUAUGAUGGAAGUUUGACAAUUAUAGGAGAAUGCAAGCAAUGGAUUAAAAUGUUGAAAAAAUAUGUGAUUUAAAGUGAUUUUUCUAGAAAUUAUAAAAUAACAAAAAAAAUAGGGAAUGGAACUUUUGCAGAUGUUUAUUUAGUUAAGCAUAAGCACACAAAUAAGGAAUAUGCUGCUAAAAUAUUUUAUAAGAAAAAAAUAAUUUUGGAGGAUAAAGAACUUUUAAUGAUAACUAAAGAAGUCUAAAUAACAAGACUCUUUUCUAAUCCUAAUAUUUGUUAAUUAUAUGAGGUUUUUGAAUGUAAAGUGCACUUAACUUUAAUAAUGGAUUUAUUAGCCGGAUCUGAAUUAGUUUAUUCUCUUAAAUUGGGAGGAUUAUCGGAGAUUUAAUCAAUUUUAAUAAUAAAACCUCUUUUUCAAGCUCUAUAACUCUUACAUAAGCAAGGAAUCUUUCACAGAGAUAUUAAACCAUAAAAUAUAAUGCUUCAUCAAUCUGGUAAAUUAGAAACCGCAUGUUUAAUUGAUUUUGGCCUUGCUGAUUUCUGGAAUCAUAAAAGCGAGUAUUUAUUCUCCCAAUGUGGAACUCCAGGAUAUGUAGCUCCAGAAAUCUUACUUGGGCAUUCCUAUGAUUUCAAAGUUGAUGUAUAUAGUCUAGGAUUAGUAUUGUAUUUGAUUCUAACAGGUAAAGAACCCUUCUAAUCAAAAACAAUUGAGGGUCUAAUUGAAGAAAAUACGUAUGGGCAUAUUGCUUUAUCACAUUUAAAUUUAUCUCCAAAUUGUCUUGAUUUUUUAUAAAAAGUUCUAGCAAAAUCUCCAAAUCAAAGAUUGACUUCCUAAGAAGCUUUGAUACAUCCUUUUUUACUUUUUGGCCCAGGAAAUCAUUUAGAUUUGAUUCAUAACAAAAUGUAAUCACCUGAACAAUAUAUUUCUAAAAGUCAAUAAUUUCGUAAAAGCGUUGCUUCUCUCAGAUUAUAAACUGAUACUUCGAAUAAUUAAUUGAAUUAAAGAGAUAUUUUUAAAAAGAAUGAGUUAGAAAGAAAAGACAUCAAAAAAUAGUUUUCAAUUCGAAAAGUAAAACUGUGA